Molecule: messenger RNA, 1048 nt
Organism: Portunus trituberculatus (swimming crab)
Lineage: Eukaryota; Metazoa; Arthropoda; Malacostraca; Decapoda; Portunidae
Exons: 4
Coding region: 331-924 (197 amino acids)
Source: RefSeq, a predicted model, not a curated record
AUAAGCGAGCUAGGAGUGACGGCAGGUCGCUUGUCGUCACGAGCUGCCUGCUUGGCCCCAACACAUCCUGGCACCACUGAGGCAGCGGCGAGAAAGAGCAAAUGUGGCAACAAUGGCUGGGAACGGGAAGCGAAAGAUAAGGAGAGGUUUUCCUCCGAGUAAACAGUAACCAGUGCCGCAGCACGGUGGCUCUCAUUCCUGUGUGCUUUGGGGAGGACGGCGUGCGGUGCGGGCGGAGGGAGUGGCGGGAACAUCAGCUCGGGGCUUAGGAGGGCUUCACGACUCACGCUGCGCCACACCGACACACUCCACAGUUUGUCUCACACGGCGAUGGUCGACGCUGCGCCGCUUGUCCUCUGGGCUCUGCUGACCGACAGCAACCUGACCAUAUGCAGAGGUGGAGGAGGUGCGGGAGCUUCGAGUGAUGACGCCCUGGGCGUUGCAGCAGGAGAGGGCGAGGCGGAGACCACCGGAGGCAGAAAAGCGCGGCUGCUGUCGGUGAAGAUGUGGCCGCACUGGUCCACGCGGGAGGUUCAAGCCGCGCUGCUACAGGCGGCAGGUAUGGCGCACUCCAAGUGGAUAUCCUGCAGUGUCGUGAGACUGCGGGACGCGCGGGGCUCCCUAGUGCCCCUCACGCCCACCACCCUCAGGUCGUCACCCACGCGGCCGCUGCACAUGGAAAUAAUGGCCACAGGCCGAGGCGCCGACCUACCGCUGCUGCCCAACGCCUUCAGGGAGACUGUCCUGACCAUCACGCAGAGACUCGAGGCCAGAGUGGCGGCGGUGGAGGCAGGACUGGUGGGGCUGGAGGGUCGCCGCGCAGCCCUGGUAGAGGAGGAGCUGCAACAAAUCCAGGACACACUUGACUUCAUGUCCCACCGUCUGGAGCUCACCCAACCCCCAGCCUGGGUCAAGAGCGCCUAGACGUGAGGUGGGCGCCCUUGCCACGCUCCCCACCAACACCCACAAUGCCUUCAUCGGACACUGUAUAGGCAAGAAGAGUGUCCCAGCCUUUGUAAACUCGCAAUUAUGACCUGUUUACUCUGAA